AUGUCGACCUUCCGAUUUCAUAACCGUGCGCAAACAACGGUGGGUACCGAACUCAUAAUCCGUCUCAAAUGGGGUCAAACCGAAUAUAAGGGCAAGCUGGAGAGCAUCGACUCGUACAUGAACGUGCUGCUGCGGGAUACGGAGGAAUUCAUUGAUGGAAAAAACACGGGUACCUUGGGUCUCGUUCUGAUUAGGUGCAAUAAUAUCCUUUGGAUGGGCUCAGCAGAUAGUGUCGAGAUGACAGAUCUGGGGUUGCGGUAG
Messenger RNA from Aspergillus tanneri, 261 nucleotides. RefSeq names its product small nuclear ribonucleoprotein F. The record is from RefSeq and is a predicted model, not a curated record. Gene Ontology annotation, cellular component: catalytic step 2 spliceosome; U1 snRNP. Gene Ontology annotation, molecular function: RNA binding. Gene Ontology annotation, biological process: mRNA splicing, via spliceosome; spliceosomal snRNP assembly. The coding region runs from base 1 to 261 and encodes 86 amino acids. NCBI's taxonomy places the organism in Eukaryota, Fungi, Ascomycota, Eurotiomycetes, Eurotiales, Aspergillaceae. The transcript has 3 exons.